AUGCCUGCAGAAUAUGAUUUGAAAGAAAAACAAAAAGAGAUUCAUAAAGGUACUAAACUCCGAAAAGCAGUUACCAAUGACCGUAGUGCACCAGUAGUUGGCAAGAAAUCAAAUGAUAGCUUACCACGAGGUGGUGGAGGUUUUCCUCCAAACAAUAUUGGAGGCAUGGCUGGCGAGUUAUUCCCUGGAGAAAUACCAAAAUUACAAAACAAAGGUCAAAAACAGAGAAUACCAGCAAGUAUUUCAUCUCGAAAACCGGUGCGCUUACCAAAUGGACCUACCAAUCAGACUGAUUUCAGGUCUCAACUCAAUAAAAAUGUAUCAAACUGUGGCUCGGUAAUCAAUGAUAACAAGACUUUGCCACAACGGAACGUACCUGCAACUUGUAAAUCUCAGCCUCCAACUCCUCAUUUUGUAAACACUAGCAAUGACAUCAAUAACAACAUCACCAACAAUAACCAUUCUGUUAAUGUUAAUACAACCCGCAGCCCAUCGCAACACACUGCUGGUAGCAUUGCAAUGAACGUUGGUGGAGGACGUCGGAUGCCAGGAGCACAUCCACCGCCACCCCCAGGUCGUCCUCCCUCUCUACUCAACAACUGA
Molecule: messenger RNA, 603 nt
Organism: Octopus sinensis (East Asian common octopus)
Lineage: Eukaryota; Metazoa; Mollusca; Cephalopoda; Octopoda; Octopodidae
Product: WAS/WASL-interacting protein family member 1-like
Exons: 1
Coding region: 1-603 (200 amino acids)
Source: RefSeq, a predicted model, not a curated record